AUGCUAACACCGUGUCCCUUUCCCUCAUCAGCACCUCCGACUGUCCGCAUUAUACACUCGGGGCAUGCCUGUAAUGUUGAGGAGGAGAGACACACGGAGAGAGUCUACACCAUCAGGGAGGGAGAAACCCUGGAGCUCACAUGUCUGGUGACGGGCCAUCCUCGGCCACAGAUCCGAUGGACAAAGACAGCUGGCAGUGUUUCAGACCGUUUCCAGGACUCCAGUGUGUUCAACGAGACGUUGCACAUUGCAAAGAUCCUCAGGACCCAGGGGGGUCGCUACUAUUGCAAAGCUGAGAACGGCCUUGGUUCCCCCGCCAUUAAAUCCAUCAGGGUGGACGUCUACUACCUGGAUGACCCAGUGGUUACGGUGCACCAAAGCAUAGGAGAGGCCAAGGAGCAGUUCUAUUAUGAGAGGACUGUAUUUCUCCGCUGUGUGGCCAAUUCCAACCCGCCCGUCCGUUACAGCUGGCACCGUGGCAGAGAAGUCUUGACGCAGGGCUCAGACAAGGGAGUGGAGAUCUACGAGCCGUUUUUCACACAGGGGGAAACGAAGAUUCUGAAGCUGAAGAACCUGCGUCCUCAAGACUACGCCAACUACAGCUGCAUCGCCUCUGUCAGGAAUGUGUGUGGGAUUCCUGAUCGAAGCGUCAUCUUCAAACUCACCAAUAAAACAGCCUCCCCAUCCAUCAAAUUGCUGGUGGAGGAUCCUAUCGUGGUAAAUCCUGGUCAGACAGUCUCCUUGGUGUGCAUCACGACCGGGGGGGAGCCACCCCCCCUCCUCACCUGGGUCAGCAGCAAUGACAGCCUGCCACAGAGGAGCGUGGUGAAGGGGGGCACCCUCACACUGCCGGCCAUCACCUCGGACGAGGCCGGUGUUUACAGCUGCGUCGCCAGCAACAACGUGGGAAACCCUGCCAAGAAAUCCACCACCAUAGUGGUGCGAGCUUUGAAGAAGGGGCGAUUCUGGAUCACUCCUGACCCUUACCACAAUGAUGACAACAUCCAGAUUGGACGCGAAGUGAAGAUAUCUUGUCAGGUGGAGGCAACACCUCCAGAGGAGCUGACAUUUAGCUGGCUUAAGAACGGCCGUGGCCUGCGGAGCUCGGAGCGUAUGGUUAUCACCCAGACGGACCCUGACAUCUCACCCGGGACCACCAACCUGGACAUCAUCGACCUCAAGUUUACCGACUUUGGCACAUACACCUGCGUGGCGGCGCUGAAGGGAGGAGGCAUCCCUGAGAUCAGCAUUGACGUCAACAUCUCCUCCACAACUGUCCCUCCUUUGUUUUUCUCUUUCUUAGUUCCCCCCAACCUGACAGUCCCCCGGGGCAAGUCCCCCCUGGUGGCCCGCGAGGGUGACACAGUGGAGCUGGAGUGCCUUGUUUCAGGAAAGCCCAAGCCCAUUAUCCUGUGGUCGCGAGUGGAUAAGGAGGCGCCCAUGCCCGAUGGCAGCAUGCAGAUGGAGAGCUACGACGGCGUGCUGCGGAUUGUGAAUGUAUCCAGAGAGAUGACCGGCUCGUACCGCUGCCAGACCAGCCAGUACAACGGGUUCAACGUCAAGCCUCGUGAGGCGGUGGUAGAACUUAUCGUACAAUACCCUCCAACAGUGGAGCCCAUGUCCAUGGAGAUGCGUCAGGGCCUGGGGAGGCCGGUGGUGAUGACCUGCAGGGUGCUGCGAGCCCACCCGUCCCGGGUGCUGCGAUUCGAGUGGCUGCUCUCCAACCGGCUACUCCACGCUGGGGCCUUUGACGCCCAGAAAGAUGAGACGGAGUACACCAUCCGCAGCCUAAAUCGAGAUGGCUGGGGCGAGUACACCUGCAAUGUCAUCAACGAGGCUGGAGCAGGAAAAUGCACCUACCAGGUCACAGGUAAAGCCUACGCCCCGGAGUUCUACUAUGAUACCUACAACCCUCUCUGGCAGAACAGGCCCAGGGUUUAUGGUUUCAAGCUGCAGUGGACCCAGAUGAACCCCAACGCCGUGGACCGCAUCGUGGCCUACAGACUGGGCAUCAGACAGAUGGGGCAGCAGCGCUGGUGGGAGCAGGAAAUCCCGGUGGAGGGCACCCUCAACAGAGGCGAGCUCAUAACACACAACCUGACUGAGCUGAUAAAACCAGAAUCCUAUGAGGUGCGCCUCACCCCCAUCACGCGCUUCGGAGAGGGUGACUCCGCCAUCCGGAUAGUCACUUACAGCGCUCCCAUCAACCCUCACCUGAGGGAGUUCCACUGCAGCUUUGAGGAUGAGCCUAUCUGCAUGUUCACCCAGGACAAGAACGACGAUUUUGAUUGGACGCGGCACAGCGCUGCCACCCGUGACACCAAGUACACGCCCAACACAGGUCCCAGCGCUGACCGCGCCGGUUCCAAGCAGGGUUUCUACAUGUACAUUGAGACCUCAAGACCCCGCAAGGAAGGGGACCAGGCACGACUUAUCAGUCCGUUUUUCAACAUAGCACCUAAAAGCCCCUAUGGUAUCACCAAUCCACCUGCCUACUGCUUUGGCUUCUUCUACCACAUGUAUGGAAAACACAUAGGCACACUUAACGCCUUCCUAAAACAGAAGGGCCAAACGACCUCGGAGGGUCCUGUGUGGUCGCUCAGUGGUAACCAAGGUGAGCGGUGGAAGCAGGCCAAAGUAAGCAUCCAUCCAACAUCGUCCUUCCAGGUUGUCCUUGAAGGUAUCAGGGGCCCAGGAAUUGAGGGGGACAUUGCCAUCGAUGAUGUCACGCUGGAGGAAGGGGAGUGUCGAGACCCGCCGCCCAAUAUCAGCGCCAAGGCUCUGUCCACAUCCUCCCAUAUAUGGCUGCUAUGUGUCACCUUGGUGCUGACCCUCCUAGAAGCUACCGACUUAUCUUUUAACACUGUGCUCACGAGUCCAAGUGGCCAGCCGACGGCGUGGUGGCAGGAGAAUCAGCAGAGGUGUGGGCAGCGGGAGAAGUGGGUGGGAGUGGGCUCCACCCAGGCCUUCACCCGCCCACCGGGCGAGCGGGACGCAGGCUCGCUCCCCGAUGGAGUGCAAAGUGUGGAGGGCACUCAUCAGAUCCAUUUUGCGUCACUCGACAGGACAGAAUGGGCGGGAUGA
Messenger RNA from Menidia menidia (Atlantic silverside), 3084 nucleotides. The record is from the annotation of a GenBank genome assembly. Lineage: Eukaryota; Metazoa; Chordata; Actinopteri; Atheriniformes; Atherinopsidae.